This is a messenger RNA of Gymnodraco acuticeps, 394 nucleotides long. Its product is annotated as putative monooxygenase p33MONOX. The record is from RefSeq and is a predicted model, not a curated record. Lineage: Eukaryota; Metazoa; Chordata; Actinopteri; Perciformes; Bathydraconidae. Gene Ontology annotation, cellular component: cytoplasm.
UCAACCAACGUAAUCUAGCAAGGAAGCAGCUUUUUUAGUUAUCGGAAAUAAUAAUGGCUGCUAUCCGACUUCUCUAUUGUUUUCAACGCGGUCCAGUCGACAUUGCAGGGUCACAGAUGCCCCAGUCUUUUCUUUGAAGAAUCCUUUUCUUCUGAUCCUCUCCCGGUUGAUCUUAUUCCUCGUUACUGAAAUCAUGUCUGGCUCGAGGGACAUACCAGCCAUCGAGGGCCCCGGGAUGGGCGCGAUGAGGCUUCCCAUCGGGAUGACCCGACGAGCCCUCAGCUACGACGAUAACCUGGAGGCCCCCAUGUCCACGCCGCCCCACGACAUCAGCAUCAACAACCUGUGGAGACGACCAAUCAUACCGGAGAGGAAGUUCUCCCGCCUGGCUGAG